Messenger RNA from Trypanosoma grayi, 1194 nucleotides. Its product is annotated as glutamamyl carboxypeptidase. Bases 1 to 1194 code for a protein of 397 amino acids. Gene Ontology annotation, biological process: L-arginine biosynthetic process. The record is from RefSeq and is a predicted model, not a curated record. The transcript has a single exon. Lineage: Eukaryota; Euglenozoa; Kinetoplastea; Trypanosomatida; Trypanosomatidae. Gene Ontology annotation, molecular function: acetylornithine deacetylase activity.
AUGGCUACACAGCACAUGGACUACAAACAGUGGCUGGCGAAGCUCAUCGCCUUCGAUACGACGAGCUGCAAUUCGAACCUCGACCUCAUCCACUACUGCAAAGCGUACCUGGAGGGGCUCGGCGUGAAGUGCACGCUGGUGCACAACGCGGAGAAGACGAAGGCGAACCUGUGGGCGACGCUGCCGGGCGAGGGCGGCGUGACGGACGGCGGCAUCAUCCUCUCCGGCCACACCGAUGUGGUGCCGGUGGACGGGCAGAAGUGGGACACCGACCCGUUCGUGAUGACAGAAAAGGACGGGAAGCUGUACGGCCGCGGCACGUCCGACAUGAAGGGCUUUGUCGCGGUGUGCAUGUCGCUGACGCCGGAGUUCCUUAAGAUGAAGCGGGCGAAGCCGAUCCACUUUGCGUGGUCGUACGACGAGGAGGUGGGCUGCCUCGGCGGCAAGGUGCUGACGGAGUUCCUGCGCGACAACAACAUCAAGGCGGACGGCUGCAUUGUUGGUGAGCCGACAGGCAUGAAGGUGUGGACUGGCCAUAAGGGCGGAUGUGCCGUCGUUGUUCGUGUGUACGGCAAAGCUGUGCACUCGUCGUACGCGCUGACGGACCAGGGCUGCAACGCCAUCGACUACGCCGCGAAGCUCGUCGUGAAGAUACGUGAAUUCGGAGAGGAGUUCCGCAAGAGCGGCACCCACGACAAGGACUACGUGGUGCCACACACGACGAUGUCGACAAACCUCAUCAAGGGCGGUAACGCUGUGAACACCGUGCCCGCGGAGUGCGAGCUCACCUUUGAGUUCCGCAACCUGCCGCAGGAUGCCGCGGCGACAAUUGAGGGGCGCGUGCGUUCGUACGUGGACGACGAGCUGCUCCCUGCCAUGAAGGCGGAGUGGCCCGGUGCCCGCAUUGAGUUCACGGUGGUGGGUCCAAUGCCUCCCUUCGAGGCCAGCGAAGAGGCGACCAUCACGAAGCUGGCGCGUGCGCUGACAAACGACCACGAGGUGCACAAGGCUGCUGGCUGCACGGAGUCGGGUUACUUCACUGGCAUUGCGGGUGUCCCCACUGUUGUGUGUGGGCCGCUUGGCGAUGCGAUCCACUGCGCCAACGAGUACGUUACUGUCUCGCAGAUGGAUAAGUGCCGCGAGUUCCUUCUGCAGGUGGCUGACAGCCUCAGGGCCCCUGCUGCCCACUUGUGA